AUGCUGAAUGAAUUUGUAAAUAAAUGGAUGGUCCAGGUCUUUUGUAUAUGGAUAGCUGGUGCAUGUAAUAGCCAUUGCCUAACAAAGAAUUCAACAGAAGAAACAAAAGACUGUUUGGUUAAUUACUUUAAAGUUGAAGAUAAGUGUAAAGAAUGUCCAAUUGGAUAUUUUGGAUACAACUGCUCUCAGAAGUGCACUCCACCAACAUACGGGGUUCUAUGUAGUAAAGAAUGCAUUAACUGCUCACCCUGUCAUCAUGAAGUGGGAUGCAACUUAACUCCUGAAUUCACAAGGCUUGACCGAAACAUAACGACAGAACUGGUUUCUAAAAAUUGCCUUAUCAAUGAAUAUAAAGAUGGAAAUAAUUGCAAAGAAUGCCCAGCGGGAUACUUUGGUCUCAACUGCUCCCAAACGUGCGUCCUUCCUUCGUAUGGGAUUGCCUGUAGUGAAAGAUGUAACACUUCCUGUUUAUUAUGUCAUCAUAUAAAGGGGUGUAUUUCAUUUUCAGAAUUAACAGCAUCUGAUGUAAUAGUAGAAACAGGAAAAAAACCAUCAUCUGCGGGAAACAGAAUAUUUCAAACUCACGUCAAUUUGAUAAUUUUACUGAUUGGAGGAACCAUAACGAUCGUGCUACUUGUCGUGAUCGUUUUUACAAUACGGAGUCCUCGGUCUUUAGUUAAGAGCAACCGUAGCGAUCAUCCAUCACCAAAUGUUCAUGGAAUCGAGAAUAUUUAUUAUGAAUUCAAUGUGGUGGAAUGAUUCGAAUCCAUUUUCUUCAUUUAUUUUGAAUGCAUACAUGUAGCAAAACUACGAGCACGUCACGUUAUCAAGUGCAUGCUGACUGUUGUGUGUAUUAGAGAUAAGGACUUUCCGUAAUAUCUUAUCCUACCUUACAACCAUUAUAAUUGAUAAAACAGUAUAUCAAUUUUUGAUGUCCGAAUGAACAAUUC
This is a messenger RNA of Magallana angulata, 950 nucleotides long. Its product is annotated as multiple epidermal growth factor-like domains protein 10. NCBI's taxonomy places the organism in Eukaryota, Metazoa, Mollusca, Bivalvia, Ostreida, Ostreidae. The record is from RefSeq and is a predicted model, not a curated record. The transcript has 7 exons. The coding region runs from base 1 to 759 and encodes 252 amino acids.